AUGGCAUUGGAGUGGCCAGGUCUGGGCCAGGACCAUCUCAUUUGUAUUCAGAAGCAUUUCAAAUCACCUUUGCAUUUGGAUGCUGCGUUUGAUGUCGAUUUGGGUGCUGCCGAGUUUAUUCAUGCAAUUUUUCCUGACAUGGUUGCUGAAGAAGUCAUGGACAUCGUGGCAACUCUGAUGGUUUGGAAGGAUGCCAAUGGCAGGUCAUGCAAGCGUGCCAGGCGUCAGGUUGUAGACCAUGUGAUGUUUCUUCCAAUUCAGUCGGGACCUCACACAGUUCAAGAUGUUUACAAGCGGUUGGUUCAGACCAAUGUGGUUUCUUUGAUUGAAGCACAUACAAAGAAGCGACAGAAGAUUCACAGGCUAGAAGCUGAAUCUAGAGCGAAACGUGCAGACGUUGAACGGAAGAAGUACACAUCACUUCUUGCUCAAGUGAUUGUUGAUGCUGAUUUGCCAGUGGUGGCAUUGAUCAGAACCUUGGAUGAUCAUCAGCAGGGAUGGGUCCACCUGUUCGGAACUCGGAGGUGCAAUACACUGAAGAAUCGAUACAAGUCAUGGAGACCAUUUGUAGUGUGGUUGGAACUUCACUUUGGUCGCAAGUUUCCUGUCCAGUUGAAAGACAUCAUAGAUUACAUUCAACAUCGUGUAGAUGAAGGUUGUGGUAAGACGAUUCCUGAAAGUUUCCAUACAUCACUGACACUGAUGAUUGAGCAGCUUGGUAGAGUUCCUGGAGGGGAGCGAUUAUCGGAUGAGCAGUUGUGGCUGGCCCACAUCAAGGCGUGGACAGCGGAGCUGGCGGCUGACUCCCCGCCGGUCAAACCUGCAGAGAUGUUUACAAUUGCAAUGAUUGAGUUCUUUGAUCAGCAAGCUGCUCAGCGAUUUACCUGUCCCAGGAAGCAGGGUGACAUGUGGGUGGCAAACACCGGAGGGCUGCUGCUACCGGAUGGCUUGGAUCAGGAAUAUUUUGAAGAUGAGGCGGUUGACAGACUUUGCAAGGCCGCAGAAGAUUCUGGGGCCAACCGCAACAGGAUUCGGAAGAAGCACAUGGUGUGCUCCAGCCUCUCUGGGAAAUUUUGUCUUGGGGGAACAUUCUCCACUUUGGAGGUCUUGCCAGAUGAUUGGUUCGAAAUUGGUGAGAACGAAGAGGAUGAGCUUACGUUGGCUGCGAACAUCCUGGAUCAGAAAACCAGAGAUGAGGCUACGUCAAAAGGGCAGUCAAAGUUCUUUGUCACCAUCUCGAGGCGCACAGCAUUUCGCAGGUUGCACCUCACUGGAUGUUUUGUCAAGCCGUCCAACUGCACUGAAGUCCGUAUGUUGGACGAAGUUACCAAUGAAGAUUUUGGCUCAAUCUGCAGAGCAUGCAAGAGGAAGAUGUUAGCUGAGAACGGGAAGGAUGUGAAUCCUGAGUCAAGUUCGACGGCAUCAUCGUCGUCCACAGGAAGUGCAGAUGACGUCGCAGGCUAA
This is a messenger RNA of Cladocopium goreaui, 1464 nucleotides long. NCBI's taxonomy places the organism in Eukaryota, Dinophyceae, Suessiales, Symbiodiniaceae. The record is from the annotation of a GenBank genome assembly.